Molecule: messenger RNA, 1355 nt
Organism: Phialemonium atrogriseum
Lineage: Eukaryota; Fungi; Ascomycota; Sordariomycetes; Cephalothecales; Cephalothecaceae
Product: S-adenosyl-L-methionine-dependent methyltransferase
Exons: 1
Coding region: 176-1183 (335 amino acids)
Molecular function (GO): methyltransferase activity
Source: RefSeq, a predicted model, not a curated record
UUUCCCGAUUGGGCGGUUUUGUCCGUGUCUGCAACCCCAGCUUCAACAACCAAGUUUUCUCACGCCCCCAAGAAUCUUCCUUCGUCCUCUUCUUUCUCUGCUCCUCCCCAAGCGUACAUGUUUGCAAAACAGACCUUGUCAGCACCCCAAUCCCUCCUCUUCUUGUUUGGUGAAAAUGGCAAGUCCUGCUCGUGAACAACCCACAGCUGAGCAAACUCAGGAUGCACCAACGGUCGAGGUGGAUGAGGACGAGGCCGAUUCCGCCUAUGGUGGCGAUGCUUCCACUGCUAGCACCUCUCUGAGAACCAAUGUGCUGAAGUACGAAUGGAAGCACGGGCGCCGCUAUCACAGCUACCAGGCUGGGAGCUAUAGCUUCCCCAAUGACGAUCAAGAACAAGACCGUUUGGACAUGAUCCACCACGUCUACUACCGGGCGCUUAACAACCGCCUCUUCCUGGCGCCUAUCGACCCCAAUGGGCUAAAGAUCCUCGACAUUGGUACAGGCACAGGGAUCUGGCCCAUCCACGUCGGGGAUGAGCAUCCCGAAGCUUCCCUGAUUGUUGGGAACGACCUAAGCGCCAUCCAGCCAAAAUGGACCCCGCCGAACGUGAAGUUCAUCGUUGACGAUGUUGAACUGGACUGGAUCGAGACUGAGACCUACGACUACAUCCACUGCCGAUACAUGGCCGGUUCCAUCCGUGACUGGCCGCGGCUGGUGCGGCAGAUCUAUGAUAACUUGAAGCCCGGCGGCUGGGUCGAGUUUCAGGAGUCGGCAAACACGAUGUACUCGGAAGACGGCUCGCUCGCAAGCGACAACAUGAUGGUGAAGAUGAUGGACGGUCUCAUGGAGGCGUGCGAUAAGAUUGGACGAACCUUGGAUCCCGCGCCGUCCAUGAAGUCGUGGGCUGAGACGGCGGGAUUCGCGAAUGUGAAAGAGCAGAGGUUCAAAAUUCCUGUCGGAAGCUGGCCAAAAGACCCGAGGCUGAAGGAAAUUGGAUCUUUCAUGGUUUAUAAUUUUGCGGAGGGAGUCGAGGCGUUCACCGCCGUGUUGUUCAAAGACGUCCUAGGAUGGAGUCAAGAGGAGAUUGCUGUUCUCAAUGCUGGAGUAAGGGCUGCAGCGCGACGAAAAGAUGUACACACCUUGUUUGACUUUCUCGUCAUAACUGGACAGAAGCCAGCAUGAGCCGUGUCUUUCUCAUCGAACUUCCCUUUUCCCAUUUUUCGUUGAGCUUCACUAGGUGUUCGCACAUUUUCCACUAUUUGCAUGCCCUUUCCAAGUAUGUUAUGCUAGACAGACCCUUACCUGCUAAAGCCAAUGCUGCUGUGGCUAUCGCCAUCGCCGUCGUGAACUCCCA